Nothobranchius furzeri (turquoise killifish) is the source of this 2667-nucleotide messenger RNA. RefSeq names its product cathepsin 12 (gene cts12). The record is from RefSeq and is a predicted model, not a curated record. Gene Ontology annotation, cellular component: lysosome. Lineage: Eukaryota; Metazoa; Chordata; Actinopteri; Cyprinodontiformes; Nothobranchiidae. Gene Ontology annotation, biological process: positive regulation of apoptotic signaling pathway; immune response; positive regulation of peptidase activity. Gene Ontology annotation, molecular function: cysteine-type endopeptidase activator activity involved in apoptotic process; cysteine-type endopeptidase activity.
UCAGGUGUGAACUGGUAUUUGAAGGAUUUACAAUAUUGCAGCUUUAGCUGUUUCUAAAUGAUAAAUACAGGACUGCAGAGCAGGGAAAGCAACUUAUUUUUGUUGACUAAUGCCCCUCUCAGGUGCUUUUACAGGUGCUGAUUUAGAGAUCUGGUGAAAGCACAGUAGACACUUGUACUUACUGGAAAGCUUUAUAAGGAGGGCCGGUAGUCUGAUACUGGGUCACUGCUGGAGCUGCUCUCAGAAUAUGGAGACAAAACGGAUUCACACCUGCACCGCUCUGCAGGCCAGCUUUGCGCUGAGGGCCGCCGUGCUCUCCAUCCUGCUGUGCGUCCCGCAGCUUGUCCUGUCAGAGUCAGAUGAGGUGGUCCUGACCGAGUGGGAGAUGUGGAAAAGCAGCCAUGGAAUAAGCUACGAUGAAUUAGACGACAUGCAGAGGAGAGCCAUCUGGGAGGACAACAAGCAGAAGAUUGAAGACCACAAUCAAGGGUUUCUCCUGGGGAGAAGAUCUUUUACUAUGGCCAUGAAUAAAUAUGGAGACCUUACGAGGCAGGAGUACCAAGUCCUGCAGGGCGCUGUGAUCAACCCCCAGUUUGCUAAAAGAGGAAAGGAAGUCUCAGCUCGAAGGCUACGUUAUAAUGCAAAGAAACGAGAUGCUGGGUUUGUUGACUACAGGAACAUGGGUUAUGUCACUGAGAUAAAAGAUCAGGGCUACUGCGGCUCCUGCUGGGCUUUCAGCACCACAGGAGCAAUAGAGGGACAGAUAUUCAAGAAGACAGGCCAUCUUGUCUCUUUGAGUGAGCAAAACCUGGUGGACUGCUCCAAACCGUAUGGUACCCAUGGGUGCAAUGGUGCCUGGAUGGCCAACGCCUACGACUACGUUCUGAGCAACGGGCUGCAGGCGACAGACACCUACCCAUACACCUCUGUGGACACACAGCCUUGUUUCUAUGACAGCCGGCUGGCCAUCGCUCACAUCAGAGACUACAGGUUCAUUCCCAAAGGAGACGAGCAGGCUCUGGCUGAUGCUGUGGCAACCGUAGGUCCAAUCACCGUGGCCAUCGAUGCUGAUCAGUCAAGCUUCCUGUUCUACAGCUCAGGAAUUUACGAUGAGCCCAACUGCAGCCCAGACCAUCUGAGUCACGCGGUGCUGCUGGUUGGCUACGGCUCAGAGGAAGGCCAGGACUACUGGAUCAUCAAAAACAGUUGGGGAACCAGCUGGGGUGAGGGCGGCUACAUGCGGAUGAUUCGGAAUGGCAGGAACACCUGUGGGAUUGCCAGCUAUGCCCUGUACCCAGUUGUGUAGAGUUGUGAGCUCAAGAACAUAUUAGUCGGGGCUCGUAAAAUGAAAAUGAGCUGAUAAUCUUGGGUCAGUCAUGCUCAGUCUGACGUGUUUGUUUAUACUCCUACACUAGUCUGUCACAGUGAACAGUUUCUCAGGGAUGUAAAACACAAGUUUAAAAUAAAACAAACAUUUUAACCACAAAAAUUAGGUUUUGUAACUUUGGACAUGAGUAAAAUCACCCGCAUGAUAAUAGACGUGAACAUCUGGAUUUCCUUUAGUAUUAAUCAGUAGCUCCAAGGUUGUUUCACUGACGUGACAGGAACUCAUCUUCUCAUCUCUAGUAAUGGGAACACAUUACUUCUCACCAUAGACUGAGCUGCUGCUGCAUGACCAGAAGAGGGUAACUGCUGACAUCUUCAUUAAAAUCUGGGCCACAGAUUUCAUUUGUUUGAGUGAUGCUUGAAUAAUAUUAAGCAGUUACAUUAACAGAGAUUGAUUGAAAAAACAUAUUUGGAAAGUUGGGAUUAUUUGGCAUUCCAUCCCAGGGACCAGGAAUUGAUGGUGCAUUCAAUUUAGACUUUGAAAUAGAAAUUUCUGCAUUCUAAGUCUGAAAAAUCAACUGGAAUUUCUCUUUAAUUUGGAAUUUUGAUAAGUUUGGUGGAAGUUUUCUCACCAGUCCGAACCUGAGAAUCCAACAUGGCUGCCACACACAAAAACGUGGUGCUUGCUUUAUAUUCAGUCAUGUUACAGUUGAUUUCCAGCAUAAACCAUCAGUUCUGACCAGUGAGAUAAGAUAAGAUAAGAUAAGAUAAGAUAAGAUAAGAUAAGAUAAGAUAAGAUAAGGGGAAAAAUAAAGGGGAUGGGAAAUAAUUGGCAGGAAGAAAACCAUAAAACAGGACAAAUGAAAAGUUGCUGUCACUGUUAGCUACUAACAGAACAAAUUUAUUUUUCCAUUUUCCAGGAAAUAUGAUCAAUGAAAACAAACAUUUUUAGGAAAUUAUAGGGAAUGAUUAUAGAUGAUUAUAGUGAAUAAUGAUGAAAAAUAAGUGCAUUAUCUCAAGUAUCCUCUGUGGGUGUUAUAGAUAAACUUAUGAACUGUUAAAUUUAGUUUUUAUAGCUUUUCCACAGAGCGGCUGUUCAGUACGUUACAGAAUCUCACCUUCCUUCAUCCAACAUACAUUGUGUUUUUUAUUACCCAACUGCUAAAUAAAAUUUCAGCUACAUUUUGUGACAUUGAAUUAUUUUAAUUUUAGUUUAUAUGAAAUUCUCAUGAUUAAAACAUUUUUAUGUUUUUGUUACCCUGGUUCAGAUGAGAAGUGGGAAAAUGUAAUAAAAAGUUGUUGUAUAAGUUCUUAGUUUUAUAUUUGUCAAGUUUAUUUAAC